Molecule: messenger RNA, 904 nt
Organism: Manis javanica (Malayan pangolin)
Lineage: Eukaryota; Metazoa; Chordata; Mammalia; Pholidota; Manidae
Source: RefSeq, a predicted model, not a curated record
GACCUGGCGAGCUGGGUGUGGGGGGCUAGUUUUUGCAACGGCAAAAGGCUUGUGGGUUUAUGAUAAGGCGGAGCUCCACUGGAGAGGAGCGGGCAGGAGCUGAGCCGAGCGGAAAGGAGCCCAGCGGUGGAGAGCGGACUGCAGCCGGCGGAGCCCGCAGUCCUCGCCGAAGACAGGCGCGCGGUAGACAUUGCCCGAGGGAGCCGGCCCGGAGCCCCGCGCAGCUCAGACCCGCGCAGCCCCGGCCCACGCUCUCCCCGCCGGUCCGGGCAGCAUGAGGCGCGCGGCGCUCUGGCUCUGGCUCUGCGCGCUGGCGCUGCGCCUGCAGCCGGCCCUCCCGCAAAUUGUGGCCACAAAUGUGCCCCCUGAAGAUCAGGAUGGCUCUGGGGAUGACUCUGACAAUUUCUCUGGCUCUGGCACAGGUGCUCUGCCGGACCCCACCAUGUCACAGCAGACCCGCUCCACUGGGAAGGACAUGGGGCUCCUGACAGCCCCGCCCACGGCCCCAGAGCCCACUGGCAUGGACACCAUUGCCCCCUCCGCCUCUGUCCUGCCGGCUGGAGAGGGGCCCGAGGAGAGGGAGAGGGUGAUUCUGGCAGAGCCCCACCACCUCUUCCAUGAAGAACCGCAGGCCCUGCUACCACACCGCUGCCCGGCCCUGCUGGCCUGCUCCCUGCCGGCAGAGUCCCGGGGCACACUGGGGGUUCUCUGCUUCUCCAACUUCUGCCUGGAGACUUGGGUGCGGGGUGCUCUCCCGUAUGACCUUUCCCCCAGCCAGCACCUGGCAUCUCACCGUUCUGACUCCGUUUCCCCAGAGUGGAGCAGUGCCUUCUCAGCUCUGGAGAGAAAACAGACCCUGUUGGAGCUGGCUGGCCCACUGUGGCUGGAGGAUGCUGGGGGCUGA